UCCUGCCUGGUAACUUAAACGUUAUCCAUCAGCACAAUGAUAACCCGUUAGUCUAACCCACUACCCAUCUCUGUGUUCGUCUGCAUCUUGUGGGCCUACUAAUUUACUUUUUUUUGGUAAUAUCACACGUUGUAAUACGCCUCCCCGCCACCUCCCCUGCUUGCUUUUAUUUUUGCAGAUGUUGCCACUGAGCACCAUAUGAGGACAGUUACCUUUGCGGCUGUCUGAUGCGGGCAACGUCAUAGCGGCUAAGGACACUGGAUGCAUAGAAUUCUGCCGAUCUUAGCACCUUUGGCUUUUACCAGAAGUACCAUUCCUCCAGGUCGGAACCCUAUCCCCUCCUUUUUUGUGUCAAUCGCCAUCCUACGACAACCUGAGCGAGGAACGAAGACGGGGAGGGGGAGGCGAGGACACACCCGCAUUCUGUACCUCUCCAACGCCGGUGCGCGUGAGUGGUGAUGCUGCAGACAACAUGAUGAUCGUAUUAUUAACGGUCCCGAAUAGGAAAUAGAUUCGUUUCUUCUUCUCAGGAUCUAAAUCACCGGAGGGAUUAGCACCGGAGGGAUUGUUGGCCACUGGCUAUUUAUUCCCUAAUACCAAGUGACCAAUGGGAACAGCAACUAACACCCCGUUUUCAACAAGGUGAAUGCUGACAGAUCCAUCCAUGAGGUGAGCCAACCGGUCUUUACGGCAUUGAACCCCCCUCCCUCUCCUCCACCCCCCUCCCUACAGUUUCCAGGCUGCAGGGCCCAGCCCCACUGAAAAGUGCAGGCGCCUGCUCCCCCCGCAGAAUGACUGUAGCCACUGGUGACCCCUCUGAUGAGGCGGCAGCACACCCGGGGAACCCGGCUGAGUACGACCCUGACGCUGACCAUGAGUGCUGCGAGAGAGUGGUCAUCAACAUCUCUGGGCUGCGUUUUGAGACACAGCUUAAAACCCUCUCCCAAUUCCCCGAUACUCUGCUGGGGGACCCCAAAAAGAGGAUGCGCUACUUCGACCCACUGAGAAACGAGUACUUCUUCGACCGCAGCCGAACCAGCUUUGAUGCCAUUCUCUAUUUUUACCAGUCAGGAGGGAGGCUACGGCGGCCGGCCAAUGUGACCCUUGAUAUUUUCUCAGAGGAGAUACGUUUCUAUGAAUUGGGGGAUGAAGCCAUUGAGCUGUUCAGAGAGGAUGAGGGUUUCGUCAAGGAGGAAGAGAGGCCCCUUCCUGACAAUGAGUUUCAGAGACAAGUGUGGCUGCUGUUUGAGUACCCAGAGAGCUCAGGACCCGCUAGGAUUAUCGCUAUCAUCUCCGUCAUGGUCAUCCUCAUCUCUAUCGUAAGCUUCUGUCUGGAAACCCUGCCCAUCUUCCGCAACGACGACGACGAACCGCACAGUGUCUUUGACACCAACACCAACACCACAAUCUACUUCACGUCCACCUACUUCACUGACCCAUUCUUCAUCCUGGAGACGCUCUGCAUCAUCUGGUUCUCCUUUGAGUUCCUGGUGCGCCUCUUUGCCUGCCCAAGCAAAUCAGGCUUCUUUGGUAACGUCAUGAACAUCAUUGACGUUGUUGCCAUUAUCCCCUACUUCAUCACACUGGCCACAGAGCUGGCUGAGAAACCAGAGGAUGGCCAGGCCGGUCAGCAAGCCAUGUCCCUGGCUAUUCUCAGGGUCAUCCGUCUAGUGCGAGUCUUCCGAAUCUUCAAGCUGUCACGACACUCCAAGGGACUUCAGAUCCUGGGCCAGACCCUGAAGGCUAGUAUGAGGGAGCUGGGUCUGCUGAUCUUCUUCCUCUUUAUUGGAGUCAUACUGUUCUCCAGUGCUGUCUACUUUGCGGAAGCUGAUGAGCCCGAGUCACAGUUUGAAAGCAUCCCUGACGCCUUCUGGUGGGCUGUUGUCUCCAUGACGACAGUAGGUUAUGGCGACAUGGUCCCGACCACUAUUGGUGGCAAGAUUGUGGGCUCCCUCUGCGCCAUUGCAGGUGUGCUGACAAUUGCCUUGCCCGUGCCUGUCAUCGUUUCCAACUUCAACUACUUCUACCACCGUGAGACGGAGGGCGAGGAGCAGGCUCAGUGCCUAGGCCCAGUCGCCAAAGAGGACUCGAAUGAAGAGCUGAAGAAGAGCCGGAGCGGCUCCACCAUCAGUAAAUCAGACUACAUGGAGAUCCAGGAAGGGGUGAACAACAGUAUUGAGGACCUCCCAGAAGAGAACCUCAAGACUCAGGCCAACUGCACUACGCUGGCCAACACAAACUAUGUCAACAUCACCAAAAUGCUCACAGAUGUGUAGCCAGCUGGCAUUGUCCUCUCAGUGAGGUUGAGAGGUCAAAGGAUGGGGCAGGUGUGUAGCCUCCCAUUUCACAUGUGCUGCUGGAAUCUCAAGGCAAUAGAUUCAGGACGUAUAACUGUACUCAUCAUUUCUUUAUGAUGAAAAACACCAUAAACUAUGUGCUCACUCCUCCCCUAACUCCCACUGCUAACUCCCACUGUUAGCGCCUCACACCUUGCCCUCAUACUGACCUUCUGUCAGACUUUAAAUCUUAUAAUCACAAUUCUGCGUGUUGAUGUCUGCAUGGAGUUGGCUUUGUCAGUGUGACUAUUCCAAUAGUAAAAUGACCUGCUCACAACGGUAGUACAAAAAAGAGGAGAAAUGUAGCUAAAAAAGGUGAUUUAUCGCUUCCAGAAUAACCCCACCACCAAUCCUGCUUCAGCCCCCCUGCACCUGCCGCUACCCUGGUCUCCCUCCAUCGUCAAAGGUACACUUUGCUUCCUGUUUGCGUGCUACAAAAUGCUGCUUCCUGGAGCAAACUAAACAAACCCGUCCUGUGGUGAACUACUUGGAGAUUACAGAACGUGUGAACAUAAGGCGGACAUGCUCCGUUGCUGCCCACUGGGCACAGACAUCAGUUCAAAGUCUAUUUUUGAUUUACAUUUGGUUGAGUUGUCAGCUAACGUGAAUUCAAAAUGAAAUCAACAAAACAUGUCACCAUGUCAUUGGAUUUAGGUUCAAAUUUGGGUGAAAAAAAUACGAAAUUCCAUUACAUUGAAGACGUCAUUACAUUGAAUAUUUGGGUUGAAGUGAUGUGGAAACAACGUUGAUUCAACCCGUUUUUGCCUGGUGGCUGAGGCCUGUCAUGGCCUGAGCCUGAGACACACGAGGAGUGUGGUACUGUAGUAAUCAUUCACAAUAUAUACGGGAUGUAGGACAUCCAUCAGCUCCAUAAGCUUUAUAAUGGUUUCACAUCUUUUCUUCAGGAACAUCAGUAUCUGAUGAAUGACAAAAGGCCUUGACUUUUCACUGCUCUAGUCUUACAUCGUUUAUGUGUUUACUGUACAUGGCAACGCAAGCCUCCCUCCUCCACUCACCUGAACCUGUCUUACUGCAGCUCUGAGGACAAAGUGAAUGUCUCUUCCUCUUUCAUUUUUACUUAUUUACCACUUAACUCAUAUAGAUAGGUAAAUAGUUGUGACUGUAACCUGUUACUGUAGCUAGAUAGGUACUGUAGGUAGUAACUGUAGCCAGUUGAUUGUUGCAUGGAGUUCUUAUCUGAAUGAGUAUUCUCACUCACACAACUAGCAUUGCUCCAAAGACACUGUUUAUUGUCUUGCCCUCUAUAACCUUCUAUCAUACAUAUGAAGGGAUGUCGAGAGGUUAUUAUCUAACAUACGUAGGUUACAAUGGUGUCUGAAAGGAUACCAUGCCCCAAACCAGCCCUAUAGCUUGGAGGAUAUUGUAUUCCUUACAUUUGACCUAAAUGUAACAUUCCAUGUAGAGUUCAUUGUCAUAGUCUUGUUGCCACACCGCUGAGCUGAAAACAUAGAGGUGUUUACAUACCACCGACAUUGCAGCUGUGCUGUAAUUUGAGGUAAAAUGCAUUAGUUAAUUAAUUACAGCACCCAUACAGUGUAGUUGCAGCAUUAAUCUCAGUUACAGACAGACUCGACUCACGGCUGCCUUGUUCAACUGGGUCCAUUGUGUCUUCAUGAUGAACCAUUGGGACGACUAAAGGGACAUGUAUAAAACGAUGUUUCCUCCCUAAACUGCCUUUAAAACAAGUAGGCUUACUGAAUGCUGCUUUCCUAGUGUUGCAUGACCUCAAUACAUUCCUAGAAGCAUGAAUUGAAGAUCAAAGAUGCCUAAGAAAACUAUUUAAUACGAUACCUAUAUUUAUCUCAUUAUCUACUUACAUACUUUAAUCUGUGAUAACAAAGCAAUCUGGGACGUAUAAGAAGGGGAAUUUACAUUCAGCUGACGAUUUAGAGAUGAGGAUGACCAUGAUGGAGAUGAUAGCGUUAAUCCGAUAAUCCUUGAUGAUAUGCAGAUCGUUGCUAUGUUUGUUUUAUGAUAUGAACAAUGACACUUGUUUAUUUUCAGCACUGAUGGUGUAGCCCCGUUUCAGGGACUGUCUGUUGGACAGAGUGCCAAAGACAUGCAUGCCUAAUACACUAGCGAGUUCACAGGAGAAGUGGAGGUACAGUAAUAUAUCUAUGGUAGUUGCAUCCCUCAAUAAGAAAAUAUGAGCAUUAUCUAAAUAUUAUCAUACUCGAAGGAGAGAUGGUUUAUAUUGCCAACGGCUGAAGUAUGUAGCCGUGUAGCAACUCUGAACUACAGAGUUCUAGGUCUCUCACGACAUUUCUGAGUCUCCUGUCUUUCUACAUCUUUUCAUAGUGAACUUCAGGACACAGGAGAGUACUAGCAAAGCUGAGGAUGUUUAGCCAGCACUAACAAAUGGUGAAAUGGAUUGCAUCUAAUUGACCUUUUGGUCAAUAUUGGUUAGCAUAGCCACAAGGAUGUUAGCUUUUACUCUAAUGUGUCUGGUCUGUCUUCUCAUUUACGUUUUAUGCCUAAAUGUCUGCCACCAUUGCCGCAAUGUUUAUUCACGCUAGAUGGACAGAGGUGAGGUUCUUAGCUCCCGGUCCCUUCCUCUGUCCUCACCAUGUUCCUUUCCUCUUUUGUGUCUUCAAUUGGCAGUACUUUGUGCAACUGCAAUCGCUACUUAUUUUGGAGAGAUGAAAUGUGUUGGAAAGGAACUUGAAUUGAAAAAUAAUCUGGGUCUGGAACCCUGCUUAUUGAUGCUUCCAUUACUCUAACAUGAUGUUAUUAUGUUCACCCUUAUUCUAGCAGUAACACUUCUCAUCUAAUACCAAUGCACCACGCUGUCCAAAACACACAUCAUAUACAUCAACAGUGCAUGAUGUGGAUAGGUACACCAUUAUGUGGUGUGUAAGUGUGUGUGUGUGUGUGUGUGUGUGUGCGUGCGUGCGUGCGUGCGUGUGUGUGUGUGUGCGUGCGUGCGUGCGUGCGUCUGUGUGUGUGUAAGUGUGUGCAUGUAGAGCCCACCUCUGAAUGUCAGAAUCUUAGCUUGGUUGUACAGCUGCAUUAAAGUGACAGCCAUUCAUGCAUGUGUGCAUAGUAAGACAAAACUGCUCACAGUAUGACCAAAACAAGUCAUAGUCUAUGCAUGCAAAUGGUUUGUAUUUUUUUAAAUAAUUUUUCUAUUUGCUUUUUUCAAUGGACAGAUCUUCCCAAAACACAUCAUGAGAUAGCAUGCUUAUUUUGUUUGAAUUGGGCACACUCUGAUUCAACACACACUCAAAUUUAGCAACAUAUCAAAAUAGAAACAUUGUAGUUGAGUAUCAACAGUUUGUUUACUAGAUGCUCUGAGCACAACCAUAUAUGGAGUAUACCCAUUUUUAUCAAUGUGCAGAAUUACUAUGUGAAAAUCAAAAAUGUAUCUUUUGCUUUAUAGUAAUCAUUACGAGACCGUUACAACUGAAAGUGUACAGAGGGUUUCACCAGCUAAAGCACAGUCAGAAGGAUUCCCAACAGAAAAUGCUCUCAAAAGUCUAUGCAGAGAUGAACUGUUGAUUGGAAAUAUAAACACAAGGUUCAAACAAACCAUGAAUAUGGGAAAACACAGAAAUACAGAAAAGUAGAGCAGUUUCAGAAUUGUGUUUUUGUUUCUCUGCAGAUUCUGGGUUGGUUUGAAUUUGAGUAUUGUAAGCGAUGAUGAGUGCCCCUCCACUUUUACAGCGAAGCACAGGCCCCAAUUAAUUCAAUCAAUACAAAUAAAGGAAAACUGCACUGUGUGUUAUAAAACAAAUGCUGAAUUGGAGGUCAUAAGUAACUGGGCUGAAAGUGAAUCCAUCCCACAAGCUGUUCGUCUCGCCAACAUUGUCAUUGAAUAUUAGUGUAAAACCACACCUGACCUGUCCUGAAAAUACAGCAUAAACACUCUGAGUGUAAAACCACACCUGACCUGUCCUGAAAAUACAGCAUAAACACUCUGAGUGAAAAAGCAGUUUGAUUUUCCUUUUUUUGAUUUGAAUUGAUUUAAUUUGGGGCACAGUGAAAGCUUUGUACUGCACUGUAUGGUUUACAUCACCAACAGAGUAAACGUUCAAGUAGCUACACAUGUAGUAGCUAUUCAAUCGACUGUUUAUGCAUGUGUAUGUCAGAACAAGAGAGUGUGUUUCUGUGGUCUGAAAGUGAAUGACACCGUAGAAACACAGCUACAGUAUGUCUGAUACAGUAUAGCGCCUUCACCUUCAACACUGGCCUACCCCGACUGCAACUAUCAACUUUGGUACAAUGGACCAGAUUUUUUUUC
Oncorhynchus kisutch (coho salmon) is the source of this 6597-nucleotide messenger RNA. RefSeq names its product potassium voltage-gated channel subfamily A member 2-like. The record is from RefSeq and is a predicted model, not a curated record. The transcript has 2 exons. Bases 792 to 2276 code for a protein of 494 amino acids. Gene Ontology annotation, biological process: protein homooligomerization; potassium ion transmembrane transport; action potential. Gene Ontology annotation, molecular function: protein binding; delayed rectifier potassium channel activity. Gene Ontology annotation, cellular component: juxtaparanode region of axon; dendrite; membrane. Lineage: Eukaryota; Metazoa; Chordata; Actinopteri; Salmoniformes; Salmonidae.